Phacochoerus africanus (Common warthog) is the source of this 1002-nucleotide messenger RNA. Its product is annotated as olfactory receptor 10V1-like. Gene Ontology annotation, cellular component: membrane. The transcript has a single exon. Bases 1 to 1002 code for a protein of 333 amino acids. Gene Ontology annotation, biological process: G protein-coupled receptor signaling pathway. Gene Ontology annotation, molecular function: G protein-coupled receptor activity; olfactory receptor activity. Lineage: Eukaryota; Metazoa; Chordata; Mammalia; Artiodactyla; Suidae. The record is from RefSeq and is a predicted model, not a curated record.
AUGGAAGAGCAAAACCAAACGGGAGCAGUACACUUCCACUUCCACCCCUUCUCAACCAACCCGGCAGUGGCUUCCCUCAUCUUCGUGGCUUUCUUGCUGCUGUACCUGGGAAGUCUCAUUGGAAAUAUCACCAUUGGCCUCAUAGUCUGGCAAGACCACUCCCUCCAUUCCCCAAUGUACUUCUUCCUUUUUGCACUGGCCAUACUGGAGCUUGGCUACUCCACCAAUAUAGCUCCCCUGACUCUGGCUGGCAUCCUUUCCAUGGGGAGGAUGCUUAUCUCUCUCCCUGGCUGUGGGGCCCAGAUGUUCUUCUUCAUCCUUCUUGGGGGAUCGGACUGUGUCUUGCUUGCUGCCAUGGCCUAUGACAGGUAUGUGGCCAUCUGUCAUCCAUUGCAUUACAACCUCAUCAUGAGUUGGCAGCUCUGUGGGCAUAUGACUUUAGGUUCUUUAGGGUUGGGAUUCCUGUUGGCACUGCCCUUGACUGUUCUGAUCUGCCACCUCCCAUUCUGUGGCCACAAUGAAAUCUACCACUUCUUCUGUGAUAUGCCUGCUGUUAUGCGCCUGGCCUGUGCGGACACCCGCGUGCACGAGGCAGCUCUCUAUGCCAUCAGUGCGGCGGCCGUGGCCAUCCCCUUCCUCCUCAUCUGCCUCUCCUAUGGCUGCAUCAUGACCACUAUCUCGAGGAUGGAUUCAGCCCAGGGAAAGUGCCGGGCCUUCUCCACCUGUUCCUCCCACCUCAUGGUGGUUCUCCUGCAGUAUGGGUGUUGCACCCUUAUCUACCUUCGCCCCAGCUCCAGCUACUCCCCAGAAGAGGGCCGGGCAUUGUCUGUUGUCUAUACCUUUUUCUCGCCAGUGCUGAACCCCUUGAUCUAUACCAUCAGGAAUCAAGAGGUGACUCAUGCAGCGAGGAGACUUAUUGCAAGAAUGUGCUGGUUCAGGGAGCCAGAAACAUUCCUUCUUAGAAAAAAUAUCCCCUCGAUCAGAAGUAGGGACAGGAGCUGA